Molecule: messenger RNA, 552 nt
Organism: Ustilago hordei
Lineage: Eukaryota; Fungi; Basidiomycota; Ustilaginomycetes; Ustilaginales; Ustilaginaceae
Product: putative histone 3
Exons: 3
Coding region: 1-552 (183 amino acids)
Cellular component (GO): nucleosome
Molecular function (GO): DNA binding; protein heterodimerization activity; structural constituent of chromatin
Source: RefSeq, a predicted model, not a curated record
AUGGCUUCACGCCCAAGGCCUAGUCUGGCUGACUCAUCCUAUCCCGAGUCGACAUACGCCGAAACGUACGAUGAGGGUUCAUACGCCAGCUCGUCCGAAGGUGGUGGUUCUGCGAUGCUUUCUCGUCGAGCGCCCUCGAUCCAGUCGUCACUGUCCAGGAGAAGGUUCGAAGAGUACUCUGUCACCGAACCAAGUCUCAGCCACAUCGGACAGAGAAAGCGCUUCAAGCCAGGAACAGUGGCUCUGCGAGAGAUUCGCAAGUACCAGAAAUCGACCGACCUCUUGCUGCGCAAGCUUCCCUUCGCUCGCCUGGUAAGGGAGAUCGCCAACGACUUUGUCACUUCUUACGAGCACGGAGAAUAUGGAUCCGGUCUGCGAUGGCAGAGUUCGGCCAUCCUGGCAUUGCAAGAAGCGACCGAAGCCUUCCUUGUCCACCUGUUCGAAGACGCGAAUUUAUGCGCCAUUCACGGCAAGCGAGUGACACUGAUGAAGAAGGACUUCCAGCUCGCGAGACGUCUUCGUGGUCGAUGGGAUGGUCUCGGAGGAUACUGA